UUUUAUAAAUGAUGCAUACAACUUGGUUUCGAACACUUCCUCAUUUGCUACUGUAAUAGAAAUAAAACAAAGUUAGAACAUACUGUGCUGCAUAUUUAUACAUCAACUAUCCACAAAUAAUACAAAACAUAUGAAAGAGAAAUAAAGACAUAAAACGUGAUGUUCAGUCAUUGUGAAAGUACCUACUUCUCAUUGUGGUGGAAUGUACACAGUUUGGAAAUCCUGCAGUUGUGGCCUACUAUAAAGAGACAUUUAACAGGGCUGUAGUGUCACUUCACCUCUGAUCCACAACAAUGCUCCGCAAGGGAAUUACAGAGAGUUUUGGAACUGCGAUCCACUCCCUCGGUGCCGCACAGCUGACUGGGACUGUGAUUAACAGGAGUAAAAGGAUGAUUCUGGACACUCUGGGGGUCGGGUUGAUCGGUACCAGGACAUCAGUUUUCAACAAGGUUCUGACUCACAGUCAGAUGUUCACAUCUGAAGAAAGGAGCAGUGUUUGGGGAAACUCUGACUUAUCUCUGCCUCCUCAGUUUGCUGCUUUUGUCAACGGUGUGGCUGUUCAUUCCAUGGACUUUGACGACACCUGGCACCCAGCUACUCACCCCUCAGGGGCCGUACUUCCAGCAGUGCUGGCCCUGGCAGAAACUCUGCCCAGUCGGCCCUCUGGUCUGGACCUGCUGCUGGCUUUUAAUAUUGGCAUUGAAGUUCAGGGCAGACUCAUGCGGUUUUCCACUGAGGCCUACAACAUCCCUGAGAGGUUCCAUCCUCCCAGUGUUGUGGGUGUGAUGGGGAGUGCCGCAGCCUCGGCAAAGCUCCUGGGUCUGACUCCUGCUCAGUGCUCUCAUGCUCUGGCCAUCGCCGCUUCCUCUGCUGGAGCUCCUCUGGCCAAUGCUGCCACACAAACCAAACCUCUUCAUGCCGGAAACGCAGCUCGCAAAGGUCUGGAGGCCGCCCAACUGGCCCACAUCGGACUAGAAGGGAACCCAGCCAUCCUGGAUAUUGACCGAGGGUUUGGGGUCUACUACAAAGACUACAGUCCUGAACCACUGGCUGACUCUUCCUCCAGUGGCUACAGAUGGAUCCUGGAUGAUCAAGCCGUAGCUGUGAAGCGAAUUCCUGCACAUCUGGGGAUGCACUGGGUUGUAGAUGCAGCCCUGAAUGCUCGCAGGAAGUUAGAAAACACUGUUAGGGGCUUCGACCUCAGCCAGAUCCGUAAAGUCACACUUCGAGUGCCUCCAUCUAAAUAUGUCAACUGUCCCACACCAACCUCAGAGCACCAGGCCAGACACUCCUUUCAGUUUAAUGCCUGCUCUGCUCUGCUGGACAACAAAGUCACAGUGGAGACCUUCAGUGAGGCCCAGAUGAAGAGGCCUGCACUGACAGAGCUCCUGUCCAAGGUGGAGAUGGAGACUCCUAAAGACAACCAGCCCAGCUUUGACAAGAUGUACUGUGAGGUUCAGAUAGAAACUCAUGACGGUCAGCUUUGUACUGCCAGGUGUGAUACCUUCUACGGCCACUGGAGGAAGCCACUGAGUAACAAGGACCUGGUGGAGAAAUUCAGUGUAAAUGCUUCUUCAGUGUUGAGCACACAGGGAGUGGAAGGAGUCAUUGAUGUGGUAGAAAACAUGGAGAAAGUCAGUGAAGCCUCCAUUUUGGGGUCUUUUUUGAGAAGGACCAGCAGUCCACUCUGUCAACUGCACCAAAUCAGAUAUUAAAGAGGUCAGGAUCAGGUCCUUAUGAGUAAAAAGUCUCUCGUUGUUGGGUAAUUCAGAUUUGCCAACUUUUGUCUGUUUGGGAAGAAAUUGCAGAAACUGUUAAGUGUUUAAAAAAUGGAUGCAAGAACAGCCCUAAUCCUUUGCUAACUUCUGCACCUGACACUGACAC
Molecule: messenger RNA, 1884 nt
Organism: Cynoglossus semilaevis (tongue sole)
Lineage: Eukaryota; Metazoa; Chordata; Actinopteri; Pleuronectiformes; Cynoglossidae
Gene: acod1
Product: aconitate decarboxylase 1
Exons: 5
Coding region: 294-1715 (473 amino acids)
Biological process (GO): defense response
Cellular component (GO): mitochondrion
Molecular function (GO): aconitate decarboxylase activity
Source: RefSeq, a predicted model, not a curated record